Messenger RNA from Eutrema salsugineum, 357 nucleotides. Its product is annotated as glucan endo-1,3-beta-glucosidase. The transcript has 3 exons. The record is from RefSeq and is a predicted model, not a curated record. Lineage: Eukaryota; Viridiplantae; Streptophyta; Magnoliopsida; Brassicales; Brassicaceae. The coding region runs from base 1 to 357 and encodes 118 amino acids.
AUGGCUAAAGCACAUCUAUGCCUUUGUUUCAUCAUCUUGUUACACUUUUUCUCGGAGGGAAGUUUCGUGAGAGCCAAGGCACAGAGCCUUGGAGAUUGGUGCGUGGCGAAACCAGCUACGAAGAACGAAAAACUUUUACAAAUCAUAAAUUACGCAUGUUCUAAAGUCGAUUGUAAGAUUAUAUCAGAAGGAGGUGCAUGUUAUUCUCCUAAUGAUCUCUUUAACCUUGCUUCUGUGGCCAUGAAUCUUUAUUAUCAAGCUCAAGGAAGACACUUUUCGAAUUGCGAUUUCGAAGGCUCUGGUAUCAUUACCAUAACUGAUCCCAGUGAGUUUUCAUCUAAUACUUUGUCUCUCUAA